Messenger RNA from Archocentrus centrarchus (flier cichlid), 6745 nucleotides. RefSeq names its product tight junction protein 2a (zona occludens 2) (gene tjp2a). Gene Ontology annotation, biological process: positive regulation of blood-brain barrier permeability; establishment of endothelial intestinal barrier; cell-cell junction organization. The record is from RefSeq and is a predicted model, not a curated record. NCBI's taxonomy places the organism in Eukaryota, Metazoa, Chordata, Actinopteri, Cichliformes, Cichlidae. Gene Ontology annotation, molecular function: cell adhesion molecule binding. The coding region runs from base 247 to 3960 and encodes 1237 amino acids. Gene Ontology annotation, cellular component: plasma membrane; bicellular tight junction. The transcript is spliced from 25 exons.
UGCUUGCACAGGAGCUGGUGUGCCUGUGUGUUUACACUUUUCUGCAGACGGUGGGAUUUGUGCUGAAUGUAGGCCAGCAGAAUCCCUCUUACGUCAAAGGCAGGCGGGCGGGCAGAUGCAGGGAGAGAGCUGCUGGUGGUUGUGCAGCUGUGGCCAUGGAGGAGGCUGUGGCGCACAUCAGUCUGCCAGAGCACCGCUGGCGGUGAGCAGGGAGAGACGCGAAGAGGAAAGAGACGGAGAGCACCAAUGAUGAAGACGGUCCUCAGUCUGCACAGGAAAUGGGCCCACGCGGUCAAGACCAUACGCAUCCUGCAGGGGCUCAACCCGGUCAUGGAGGAGACCGUGUGGGAGCAGUACACCGUGACCCUGCAUAGGGAUCCAAAGAUGGGCUUUGGCAUUGCGGUGUCGGGGGGGCGGGACAACCCAAAUGAGGACACUGGUGAGACGUCCAUCGUGGUGUCCGAUGUCCUGCAGGGAGGACCAGCUGAUGGAUUGUUGUUUGAAAAUGACCGGGUAGUGCAGGUGAACGCCAUCCCCAUGGAGGGGGCCAUCCACUCAUUCGCUGUCCAGACCCUCAGGAAGUGUGGCAAAGUAGCAAAAAUUACAGUCAAGAGGCCCAGAAAGGUUCCAGUCAACUUGCUCAACCGCCAGCCUUCACCUGAUGACAGAGUCUUCAGCAACGACUACAAUGAUGACUACAACUAUGAUCAGGACCACCGUAGCGUGUACAGCGCUAGGAGUGCCGGAGGCCGAGAUCACAGCCUGGAGAGGGAGCGAGGUGGAGGAGGCUACAUGGAUUCCGGCUACCAAACGCGUGAGCGUGGCAGGAGCACGGAGAGAGACCUCAGCCCGGAUCGUCCGUACCGGCGAGAUGGCAGCAGAGGCCGCACUUUGGAUAGAGAGUACAGCCCUGAUCGCCGCUACAGGAGCGAGAACACACUUGAUCGUGACUACAGCCCAGAUAGAAAGUACCGCAGUGACCGUGCAUUAGACCGAGAUUACAGUCCCGACCGGCGCUACCGCAGCGAUCGAACCCUCGACCGGGAGCACAGCCCAGACAGACGCUACCGCAGCGACCGAGCGCUGGAUCGCAACAGCCCCGAUCUGCGCUACAGGCGCGACAGCCCAGGACGAGGCCGCGGGCGAGAUCACAGCUACGAACGAGGACGGGAUCGCAUCCCGAGUGACCCACGCAAGUAUGAUGAGCCGGUAAAACGAAGUGGGAGCAGGGAUCGCCUCGACCGCUCCCCGUCACCUGCUGCCGUGCCCCUCCCUCUGCCCCGCCCUGCCCGGGACCUGGAGCCGCUGGAGAAACCCAGGAAUGUGCUGCUGCUGAAAAACCAUCCCAACGAAGAGUAUGGCCUUCGUCUGGGCAGCCAGCUCUUCAUCAAAGAGAUGACCAGCACAGGACUGGCCAGCAGGGAUGGAAACCUGCAGGAAGGGGACAUUAUACUGAAGAUUAACGGCACGGUGACAGAAAACCUGUCUCUCAGCGAUGCCGGGAAGCUGAUCGAGAAGUCCCGCGGGAGGCUGCAGCUGGUGGUGCAGCGAGACAGACAGAAGAUCCUGGUCCGAGUCCCGCCGAUGGUCGACAGCGACUCGGAGCUCGACGAUAUCUCUGAGAUCGAGUCGUACCGCUCCUAUUCUCCACAGGAUGACAGGCGGGCCCAUCACUCUGACCUCUCCUCCCAUUCCUCCAAUGAAAGACUUCGAGACAAGCCCAGAGAGGACCCUCCUAGCAGGCUGGCAAAAAUGGGCGCCUUGCCGACUCCAUUCAGAGGUGCUGACAGAGAUGCUGAAGAUAAGGCCCCUUUGCAGGCAGAGAGGGAGGAGCCACGCUCAGAAACGCCACCAGCACCAGCAGUCACUGUGGCCCCAAAGGUUCAUGCUCCCCCUAAGGUGCCGCUAAAGCCUGGCUCAGAAGACCUGGAAGUAUAUGGGCCGAACACAGUGAUGGUGCGUUUCCAGAAAGGUGACAGCGUGGGUCUGCGGCUGGCAGGAGGAAAUGAUGUCGGCAUCUUUGUUGCUGGUGUUCAAGAGGACAGUGCCGCUGAGCAGGAGGGACUCCAGACAGGAGAUCAGAUCAUGAAGGUAAACAACACAGACUUCAGAGGCAUGGUACGUGAAGAUGCUGUCUUGUACCUCCUGGAGAUCCCUAAAGGAGAUGAAGUUACCAUUCUUGCUCAGAGCAAGCCUGAAGUGUAUAAGGACAUUUUAGCAUCUGGCAGAGGCGACUCCUUCUUCAUUAGAACCCACUUUGAGUAUGAGAAGGAGGCUCCACAGAGCCUUCCUUUCUCAAGAGGGGAGAUCUUCAAAGUGACGGACACACUCUAUGAUGGGAAGCUGGGCAACUGGCUGGCAAUCCGUACUGACAAAAACAACCAGCUGCUAGAAAAGGGAAUCAUCCCCAACAAGAGCAGAGCAGAGCAAAUGGCUAAUGUCCAGAAUGCCGCUCGGGCUGCAUCGGGCAAUGACAGAGGAGAUUUCUGGAGGCUGAGAGGUCAAAGAGCAGCAAAGAAGAAAGACUUGCGUAAGAGUCGAGAGGACCUGAGCAACGUUCCAGUUACACGCUUCCCUGCCUACGAGAGAGUUGUGUUACGUGAAGCUGGUUUCAGGAGACCAGUGGUGAUAUUUGGGCCCAUUUCUGAUGUAGUGAAUGAAAAACUGGCCAACGAACUUCCUGAGCAGUUUGUCGUUGCCAAAACGGAGCCCAAGGAUGCAGGAAGUGAGAAGUCCUCUGGAGUGGUGAGACUGAACACUAUCCGGCAAAUCAUUGAACAGGACCGUCACGCUCUGCUGGAUGUGACGCCCAAAGCUGUGGACACCCUGAACUACACCCAGUGGUACCCCAUCGUCAUUUUCCUGAACCCCGACAGCAAGCAAGGUGUGAAGACCAUGAGGAAUCGCCUCAUACCCGGAUCCAACCGCAGCGCACGCAAACUGUACGAGCAGGCCGUCAGGCUGAAGAAGACCUGUUCGCACCUUUUCACAGAUGCCAUCGACUUGAACUCGGCCAACGACGCGUGGUAUGGCAGCGUGAAAGAUUCGAUUCAGGAGCAGCAGGACAAAGCUGUGUGGGUGUGCGAGGGCAAGGUGGAUGGUUCAGAGGAGGACCUGGAUCUCCACGAUGACCGCAUGUCCUACCUGUCGGCAAUGAGCGCAGACUACCUCAGCAUGGACAGCCGGAUGACCAGCGACUAUGAAGACACAGCGGAUGAGGGUGGUGCGUACACAGACAAUGAGCUGGACGAGACGUUGGACGAGCCUCAGCCUGUGUCGGCCAUCAGUCGAUCAUCAGAGCCCGUACUGCCUGACGAGAGGCCUCACCCUGAACCCCGUGGUCGUAUGAGAAGAGAGGUGCUGAACAGAGAUCCCAGCCCUCCCCCUUCUUUUGUCCCCGAACCCCCAAAGGUUCGCACCCAGACUCGGACUGACUCCACACGGAGCUACGAGUCGUACUCUAGCAGCACCAUCAGCAGCGACGCAGCAGGUGGAAACAAGCCGCUUCCUCCCCCUGUGGCCGUGAAGCCCACCAUCACCCGUCUGAACCAGUCGUCGGAAGAUCAGAGCCCGGGGAAAGACGAGGAAGAGGAGGACCCCGCCAACAAAUCCUUCCUUGGGAAGAAAAUGGGUGACCAGAUUAAAGCCUUUGAAAAGAUGGACCACCUGGCAAGAGCUCAGAGGCUCCUGGAGCUACAGGAGGCAGAAAGCGCUCGAUUGGAAAUCGCCCAGAAGCAUCCAGAUCUCUAUGCUGUUCCAGUGAAACUGCCAAAACCCAACCUCAACCGUCCUCAGCCAAUAGGUUCAAGCUCCAUCCCCGAGCCCCAGACUCCCUCCAGGCCACCGUACUCUGAGUCGAGAGGACACGAGGACGAUGAGGCCGAGUACCGCCGCCAGCUGGCCGACCAGACCAAGAGAGGAUACUACAACCCUCAGAAAUACAAAGACACUGAGCUGUAAGGCUGGGAAAGCAGGAAGUGACAUCAUCACUGUCAAAACUCUCUGAACUCUUUGUUGCGUUGUCAGUUUCAGACUUUUCAAAUUCUCGUCUCUUAUUGUGCAGAAAGUGUGUGUGUAUCCAGGUGAGACACACACACACACACACACACACACACACACAGAGUGAACUCUGGCUCACCUUUGCCACUCGCCAUUACAGACACUGUGUGCACAGCCGAUGUUUCAGUGUAAAUAUUCUGUUGGUGUCUGUGAUUCAUAUUUUAUUUUCCGCCUUUGCUCCGAGCCUCAGUUUGUGCCUGCCGUGUGUCGCCAUCACAGAGUAAAGAAAGAUAAGAAGCCCAGAAAGCUGCUAACACAGCACGCCGUGUUAAACCAUUUCAAACAGCUGGAGAUCUCACAUUUCUUGCUCACUAUGUGGAUAAGAAUUCAUAAAGGCAAAUGCAUAUAAAACUAUAGAAGCGCUGCUAAAGCCUUUUUUAAGUUGUGCAGGUUCACUUCUAAGUUUAAGGAGUGACUAAACCCAGUGGUUUUCAAACUGCGCUGCAUAGAUCCUCUGCAGGUGAGGUGUGAACAACCCCACCUGGGGAAAAAUAUGAAGUUAAACUUAAGUGAAGGACAGUCAUGGGCAAAAGUUUUGGCAGUGGCACAAAUUUUGUGUUUCUUACACUUUGCCGCUUCAGGUUUUACUGUUUUUUUUUUUCUUUCACGUGUCUGUGAUAUAGUGAAGAACAAUCAUCUCAUAAUUGCGCUUAUGAGAUGAUUGGAUUGGCAAUUUUAUGCAAAGAGUCAGUAUUUGCAGUGCUAAUCAUUAAUCAUAGCGUCUGCAGUUCUCUGGCCUGAUGGAUGGAGAUCCAUUCCUGCCUUAUCAGAGGUCCACCCUCUGACCUUAGAUUCUUGAUUGGAUUAUGUUAUGGGGAGUUUCUUGGCCAUGGAUCCCAAAGAUUAAUUUGAUCCUUUCUGACCCUCUUAGUUUGUGCCGUGGUGCUCCUCCAUGUUGGGAAAUGCACAGAUUACCACCAAAGUUCUGGUGGAUGAGUGGAAGGACUUUCUUAGAGGAGUCAGGAUUUGGCCACAGAGAACUGCAGCAGUUAAGGAGGAGGAGGGUAAAUGGUGUAAAUACUGACUUUUAAAAUUUAUGAAGUUCAGAUGAUUGUUCUUCACGACAUCAUAGAAACAGGUUUAAAAAAAAAAAAAAAACUGGAGCAGCAAAGUGUGUGAAGCACAAAAUUUGUGUCACUGCCAGAACGUUUGGUCAUGACUGCAGUAUGAAGGUCCCCGGUUUGAACCUCCUGGUCAGGUGGGACCUUCAGGUGGACACGGGUUCUCUCAGAGAGCUCCGGCUUCCUCCCACAGUCUAACUGCAUGCUGGGGUAAUUAGCAGUUGUCUGUCUGCGUUUGCCCUGUGAUUGAUUGGGUUUGCCUGCCUCUUCCAGUGACAGCUGCGAUAAGCUCAAGAAAUCUUAUCAGAAAUGUCUUUGAGGUUGUCAAUUUUUGAACAAAAUUAAAGUGAAACAACAGAGUUGCCAUCUAGCAUCAAUCAGAUCAUUUUAACCUAUUUAACGGUUUGGAUUUCUCAGUAUGUGUGAAGCAGGUGCUCACCUGUUUUUUGUGCACAAUAAAAAUAUAACAAAUGUCAAAUUAAAACCCUGUAAAAAAAUACGACUAAUACCUGGUAUUACUGCAGCAUGCAGUUGUGUUUUUCAGUGUGAUGGUGACUACAUGGGAGGCUGAACCUGAAGCGAGCAAACACCCAAACCACAGUUACAGUUCUGUGGACUGUACCUCGGUUAUUUCACUGUUUUUUUUGUUUUUUUUUUGUGUGCGACAUCACACGCUUCAGACACGCUCCUACAAUAGAAAUCAGGUGUGUGUCGGUCCAUGUUCUGCACUCUGCUGUCAGAUAGGUGUUAAUCGUCCUCUAAUCGCACCUCCCCUGCUGAACGACACAUUCCAAAGUGGACGCCCGUGUCUGCGGCACACUGCUGUGUGAGCUGGGAAGUCUGGGAAGCAGCUUAUUCUCAAGUGCCUUGCAGCUCUAAUUUCAGCUCGAGAGAGAAAAACCUCUCCCUAAAAGCACUUGUUUUGUUUGUUUUGGGGUUUGUUUUUUUUUUGCUGUUGUAAAAUGAACCAAACAGAGGUUUCAGUACAGUUACUGCACACUAACAAAAUACAUGCUGUGGAUUUAAACUGGAAACAUCCUUCCUUUGUUCUUUUUUUCUGCUUUAGAAGAGCACUGCGUUCACUGAAGAGAAAAUAGAGGCGCUAAGUCAGAAUUAGGAGCUACAGAUGGAUUUCAUGAAUGCGGCAUCUGUAUCUCAUAAUUGCACGACAUGGAAGUAAUAAUUACCAAAAAAAAAAAAAAAAGCCCUUUUUUAAGUCUUUGGUGAGUGCAGUGCUCUUGGAUGAGAUGGGGAAGCUGUGCAGCUGCAGCAUUUCUGUGUUAGACCAGCAUGUAAGUCAUGUCACGGAUUUCAUUAAAAAGUGUAUCACGAGCGAGGCGCUCAGAUGACUUUUUCGAUGGAUCUGUGUUUCUUUAUUAGCUGCUUGCAACCAGAGACAAUCACGUUUUUAUCUCUGAUGUGUUUUUUAUAUUGAAUAUAUAUAUUCAUACACCCGACUCAGUCCAGUCUUUGUGCACAGCCGUUUUGGGAAUGUGGUGACAAUCAUGUUGGUUUAUCUCUUUUAAAUGUGCUAGUUUGAUUUUUUUUUUUUUUGAUCUCCUGAGUGUUACACAACAGACUCUUGGGAAAGUCUAAUAAAUAAUUUUUGUUUUUUUGUUUUGUUA